Felis catus (domestic cat) is the source of this 1203-nucleotide messenger RNA. Its product is annotated as olfactory receptor 4M1. The record is from RefSeq and is a predicted model, not a curated record. The transcript has 3 exons. Gene Ontology annotation, biological process: G protein-coupled receptor signaling pathway. Bases 213 to 1202 code for a protein of 329 amino acids. Gene Ontology annotation, molecular function: G protein-coupled receptor activity; olfactory receptor activity. NCBI's taxonomy places the organism in Eukaryota, Metazoa, Chordata, Mammalia, Carnivora, Felidae. Gene Ontology annotation, cellular component: membrane.
GUAUUUUUAAACCCAACUCUGAACUGGACAUUUAGAAGAUGACUUCAUCAUCUCAUACUUGCAGGAUGAGACAUUCUUAAACAGUCUCAAUCAGAGGAGGUUUUUCUGUCUUAUGGAUCUUCAGAUCUAUGUGAUAGCAUCCCUAAUUCCUCAAGGUAUCUAUUGGCAAGAUAUCUAUUCUUCAUGUGAUUACUGAGAGCUUGGCUAGAUACAUGGAUGCACACUGCAUUGUUGCCACAUUAUUUUUAAAAAGUGAAGAAAUGGAACCUGCAAAUUACACAAGAGUGACAGAGUUUGUUCUCACUGGCCUAUCCCAGACUCGAGAGGUACAACUAGUCCUAUUUGUUAUAUUUCUAUCCUUCUAUUUGUUCAUCCUUCCAGGAAAUAUUCUUAUUAUUUGCACAAUCAGGCUUGACCCUCAUUUGACCUCACCCAUGUAUUUCCUGUUGGCUAAUCUGGCCUUCCUUGACAUUUGGUACUCCUCCAUCACAGCCCCUAAAAUGCUCAUAGACUUCUUUGUGGAAAGGAAGAGAAUUUCCUUUGGUGGGUGCAUUGCACAGCUCUUUUUCUUGCACUUUGUUGGAGCCUCAGAGAUGUUCCUGCUCACAGUAAUGGCGUUUGACCGCUAUGCUGCUAUCUGCCGUCCUCUCCACUAUGCUACUAUCAUGAAUCGACGUCUCUGCAGCAUCCUGGUGGUUCUCUCCUGGUUGGGGGGCUUUAUUCAUUCUAUAAUACAAGUGGCUCUCAUUGUUCGACUUCCGUUCUGUGGGCCCAAUGAGUUAGACAGUUACUUCUGUGACAUCACGCAGGUUAUCCGGAUUGCCUGUGCCAAUACCUUCCCGGAGGAAUUAGUGAUGAUUUUUAGCAGUGGUCUGAUCUCUGUGGUAUGUUUCAUUGCUCUCUUAAUGUCCUACGCCUUCCUCCUGGCCAUGCUUAAGAAACAUUCAGGCUCAGAUGAGAGUACCAGCCGGGCCAUGUCCACCUGCUAUUCCCACAUCACCAUUGUGGUAUUUAUGUUUGGGCCAUCCAUCUACAUUUAUGCUCGCCCAUUUGACUCUUUUUCCCUAGAUAAAGUGGUGUCAGUGUUCCAUACUGUGAUAUUCCCUUUACUUAAUCCCAUUAUCUAUACCUUGCGAAAUAAGGAAGUAAAGACAGCCAUGAGGAAGUUGGUCAACAGAUAUAUUUUAUGUAAAGAGAAGUGAA